GAGAGAGGGAGGGAGGGAGAGAAAGAAAUGGAAAUAUUUACAUGCACAAAAAGAAGAAAAAAAUCAAAUGAAUUAAAAAUCAAGUGAUGGAAAUUAACUGCGACAAGAGCUUUUGCUCUGUUUCACUUGAUGAAAAUGCAUUGAUCUCCCAUUCUGUAGUUGUGCUGUGCCCUGACAUAUUACUAGAAGAUGAUAGGAGUCUGAUGAGUAAAAGCAAUGGAGAAUUGUGCCAUUAGCAAGUUAACAGCUUGAUCUCUGUACCCUGUGGUUUCCAAGGGCCUCCCAUGCAUGAAGUGUGACAGCUUGUACAGCAAUUUGCCAGAAAAUGUUUUGCACUCAGAGACAUGGACAGCGGUCCACAAACUGAAAUCGGCAAAUUAAUUGUAGUAAUUCUUUUAAAAUUCCUUUUGCUUUAACAAACACUGGGACCACCAAAUCUUUCCCACUUGGGGCCUCAGAGCCAUCUGCUGACUGUUAUAAUCUCAGGCAGACUGGCAGCUGAAGACAAAUGAGAGAUAAUUGAGUCAUACAUCAUCUUGCAGUUUUAUUUUAGGUUACCUGGGCUGAGUAAGGCUGCAGAGUUGACCAUUCUUGUAGUCCCAUAGAUGUAGCUCAGCCAUUAAAUGUCUGGUUUUCUAUUUUCCUCGACUGCUGCUUUAUGGUAUCAUAGAAAUAGAAAUAAAGCUGUUGAUGAAGAUUAAUGCAUUGGCCUUUGUAAAACAAGAAACAGCAGUUAAGGCUAAUUAGUGUAAUGUACUUCAGUGAGUUUCCAUAUGUACAAAUAUUACUCUGUACAUUUAAUGUUUGUCAGAAUAUGAUUUUUAGACUUUAGUCCUUUUAUGAAUUGUCAAGGAAUAUGCUUGCUUUUUCAAAAGCGAUACGGUCAACCACACACGACAAAAAACAAAUAGUAAAUACGCAGUAUCAUUACAUGCCAGGACUUCCUUAUAAUACCUUAUAAUACCGUUAUAAUACCGUUAUCAUAUAAUGUUAAUUUAAGAAGUUCGUGGAGGUAAAGUUUUCUGGCCCUGUUCUCCCACUUUAGUUGUCUGGAACCGCCUCACAGAAGGUUCAAGGGACUUUUCUGAACAAUGUGCAUUCCCGUUUUUGCUUUCAAAGAUACACAUUCACCAAUCAUUGCCUCUGUAAUACUUUCUGUAGAAAUCGCAUUAAUCACAUGAUGGUUAUGGAUACCAUGAAGUAGACAGAACCUUCUGAAUUACAUUCUUUGUUUGGUUUUUGUCCACCCAAUUGUCUCUAAUUAAUUAUAUUCUAGAAUAGGAGUGGCUAGUCUGUAAUCACAGUCUGAUUUCAUGUGAGUGACCGGGGGGUGGGGAGGGAGAUAAAGGUUUGGCAUCACUCCAUAUCUACCUAGGACAGGCCUGUGGCCCCUGACCGGUUACCCCUGAGGAAAUGUAGUGUCCUCCAUACCUUGUAGCUUUUCGAGAAAUACUUCUCUUGGAUGUGCUGUUUCUCAAACCAGCUUCCAUGCAAUUUGAAAACAGAAGGCAUGGUUCCAUUGUGGUGUGCACAGUUCAGGAAGCUUUUGUGCACCUGCUGCCGAUGGUGCAUGCAUAAAUGAAAGUGUCAGUCACUCAGAGUUUAACAUGGGAAAAUAAAUCAUUGUGUGAAGACAUCCCCACACCUGCUCAGGUGGGAAAAGCAGUGGAAGAAAGUGACUUGGAAAUGCUGGGUGUGUUUGUGUGUUAGAGACAGAGAGAGAGAGAGAGAGAUUACUUCUCAUCAUUGGACAUCUACACAGAUGGAACUCUUGGUCAAUUGGGUUUCCCAACUGGCUUCACCACUGAAAUCAAUGGGAAUGUUAUUGCAAAUAUGGGAGCACAAUCUGCACCUCAGAUUUCUGUUGUAUAGAAGAAGCUCCUGUAUCAAACUGUGCAAAUACAUGGGGGUUAGAUCCGUAGGUUCUAAUGGUAUGUACCUUCCUUGAAGGAAAGGCCUUCCAACAGAAGGGGACUUUUCCAGUCCUAGUUUUUCUAUAUGCAUUGGGUCAGAUUGCAGCAUUUAGGGAAUCACUCAUUUUGUUUUGUUUGUGCAGUGCAUGCUUUAAUUAAACUUUCCAGUGAAAACAAUAAACUACGGUAAUAAUAAUCAGAGAAAAAUGGAAGGUCUGUUUUUCCAUAGUCAUUUGUUUUCCUUUAAGGAAGGGAAGAGCUUAUAAUUGUGAAAUGCCUGCUUUCUAAAGGACUUGGAAGUCCAAAGCAAAAGAAUUAUCCACAUUUUGUACUAAUUUUAGUAAAAUCCGUAUUUCACAGUGACACUGAGGGAAAUUGCUUACGAUUUUUACCAGUCAGUAAAUGGGAGGAAGACAAAGCAAAUCCUUAUGUAUUGUAUUUUCAGGAAUUAAAGAAGUUGGCACAGUGACCUAAUUAACAUUUAACAGAUUUGUAAGAAGGCACUCCUGAGCAGAUAAUACAGAUAGAGGUGUGUGUGUGUCUGUGUGUAGCAGAUAUAUAUAUCUGAGCAUCUAUAAUAAUAGUAAUAACAAUAACAAUAAUUAAUAAAAAAAUAAAUUUCUCACCCAUCCUUCACUCUUGGGUCCCAGGGCAAGCUACAUCAAUACAAAAAUGCAAGAAUAACAUCAGUUAAAACAAUCUACAGUCAAAAGUAUAGGGUGGAUCCUUAAAAAGUGUGUGUGUGUGUGUUUGUGUGUGUGUGUUUUUUAUACUAACUAGCAUUGUACUCGUUCCCUAAAUUCUAUUCCAGAUUCUGUGCAUUCUGCUUAAGGGUUUUUCUACAGAUUCUGUGAUAAUUGGUUAAAUCAGAUUUAACAAUGCAGUCAGAUAAACAGUUGUGGUAGCUGCUGCCAUAGCAACAUCAUCGCGCUCACCCUCUCUGUGCCUGGUCUUCUUUCCUCCGUCCUACCCUCCCCCUCCCUGCUCACACAGCCCUCCUCCUCUCCAGCAAGUGACACAUUUGCUAAUGCUCUGUGUGUUUGAGAGGGUUUAAUGGCAACGCUCUUUGCAUUGAAGACUAUUCAAAAUGAUGAAUGAGGAAGCAGCUCAGAAGAGUGAUGGUGGAGAGAAGUAUAAUGGAAGUAAUCAGAGGAAGAAAAGACCCAAGAAGUCUGACAGCAAUGCAAGUUUCCUCAGAGCUGCCAGGGCUGGCAAUCUGGACAAAGUUGUGGAAUAUCUGAAGGGAGGAAUAGACAUCAAUACAUGUAAUCAGAAUGGACUCAAUGCUCUACACCUGGCUGCCAAAGAAGGCCACGUGGGACUGGUUCAGGAAUUGCUGGAAAGAGGUUCUGCAGUGGACUCUGCUACUAAGAAAGGCAAUACUGCAUUGCAUAUUGCAUCCUUGGCUGGGCAGGCUGAAGUUGUCAAAGUCCUAGUGAAGGAAGGAGCCAAUAUUAAUGCACAAUCUCAGAAUGGCUUCACUCCUUUGUACAUGGCAGCUCAAGAGAACCACAUUGAAGUAGUGAAAUAUCUUCUUGAAAAUGGAGCCAACCAGAGCACUGCUACUGAGGACGGCUUCACUCCAUUAGCGGUUGCAUUACAGCAAGGACACAAUCAGGCAGUAGCCAUCCUUCUAGAGAAUGACACUAAAGGGAAAGUCCGGUUGCCGGCAUUGCACAUUGCUGCCAGGAAAGAUGACACCAAAUCAGCGGCUCUUCUGCUCCAGAAUGAUCACAAUGCUGAUGUUCAAUCUAAGAUGAUGGUGAAUAGGACAACUGAGAGUGGAUUCACACCUUUGCACAUAGCAGCACACUAUGGAAAUGUUAAUGUAGCAACACUUCUGCUCAACCGAGGAGCUGUUGUAGACUUCACAGCAAGGAAUGGAAUCACCCCACUGCAUGUGGCUUCCAAAAGGGGAAACACAAACAUGGUGAAGCUCUUGUUGGAUCGUGGAGGGCAGAUCGAUGCCAAAACCAGGGAUGGACUGACUCCACUUCACUGCGCUGCACGAAGUGGACACGACCAGGUUGUAGAACUGCUCCUAGAACGGGGUGCUCCACUGCUUGCUAGGACCAAGAAUGGACUCUCUCCGCUUCAUAUGGCUGCCCAAGGUGACCACGUGGAGUGUGUCAAACACCUACUGCAGCACAAAGCUCCUGUUGAUGAUGUCACGCUGGAUUACUUGACUGCCCUCCAUGUUGCUGCACACUGUGGCCACUAUCGUGUCACCAAACUUCUGCUGGACAAGAGAGCAAAUCCAAAUGCUCGUGCUCUGAAUGGUUUUACUCCACUGCACAUUGCUUGCAAGAAAAAUCGCAUUAAAGUCAUGGAACUGCUGGUGAAAUACGGGGCUUCUAUCCAAGCUAUAACAGAGUCGGGCCUUACACCAAUACAUGUGGCUGCAUUUAUGGGCCAUUUGAACAUAGUUCUCCUACUGCUGCAGAAUGGAGCCUCUCCAGAUGUCACUAACAUUCGUGGUGAAACUGCAUUACAUAUGGCUGCUCGCGCAGGACAGGUGGAAGUGGUGCGCUGCCUCCUGAGGAAUGGUGCACUAGUUGACGCCCGAGCAAGGGAGGAACAGACUCCAUUGCAUAUUGCCUCUCGCUUGGGUAAAACAGAAAUUGUCCAGCUGUUGCUGCAGCACAUGGCACACCCAGAUGCUGCAACUACUAAUGGGUAUACACCGCUGCACAUCUCUGCCCGAGAAGGUCAAGUUGAUGUAGCAUCAGUUCUUUUGGAAGCAGGUGCAGCACACUCUUUGGCUACCAAGAAAGGAUUCACACCACUGCAUGUGGCAGCUAAAUAUGGAAGCAUUGAUGUGGCGAAACUCCUGCUGCAGCGUCGUGCAUCUCCUGAUUCAUCUGGAAAGAAUGGCCUCACCCCCCUCCAUGUUGCUGCUCAUUACGACAACCAGAAGGUGGCCCUACUGUUGCUGGAGAAAGGUUCUUCCCCCCAUGCUACUGCCAAGAAUGGAUAUACCCCUCUACAUAUUGCUGCUAAGAAGAAUCAGAUGCAAAUAGCCACAACCCUGCUGAACUAUGGAGCAGAGACCAAUAUUUUGACCAAACAAGGAGUGACUCCACUUCACCUGGCCUCUCAGGAAGGUCAUGCUGACCUGGUGAACUUACUUUUGGAGAAAGGAGCUAAUAUCCACGUGGCCACAAAGAGUGGAUUGACAUCUUUACAUUUGGCAGCUCAGGAAGAUAAAGUGAAUGUAGCGGAUAUGCUGAUAAAACAUGGGGCAAACAAAGAUGCCCAGACUAAGCUGGGUUACAGUCCAUUAAUAGUGGCUUGUCACUAUGGGAACGUCAAGAUGGUCAACUUUCUCCUGAAGCAGGGAGCUAACGUCAAUGCAAAGACAAAGAAUGGUUACACUCCUCUGCAUCAAGCUGCUCAGCAAGGUCACACACACAUCAUCAAUGUUCUUCUCCAACAUGGGGCCAAACCAAAUGCAAUCACUGCGAAUGGCAACACUGCUUUAGCAAUUGCUAAGCGUCUGGGAUAUAUCUCAGUGGUUGAUACAUUAAAGGUUGUAACCGAGGAAGUGAUUACCACCACAACUACUGUAACUGAGAAACACAAGCUCAAUGUACCUGAAACUAUGACUGAAGUCUUGGAUGUGUCUGAUGAGGAAGCUUUUAAACACUCUGACUAUGAUCAUUUCACUGAUGAGGAUGCCUUUAGUGAUGCAGGUGAUGACACUAUGACAGGAGAUGGGGGAGAAUAUCUUAGAGCGGAAGAUCUGAAAGAAUUAGGUGACGAUUCCUUACCCAGCAGCCAGUUCUUAGAUGGUAUGAACUACCUGAGGUACAGCCUGGAAGGAGGCCGAUCUGACAGCCUACGAUCCUUCAGUUCAGACAGGUCCCAUACGCUGAGCCACGCCUCCUACUUGAGAGACAGCGCCAUGAUUGAUGACACGGUUGUUAUCCCCAGCCACCAGGUAUCCACAUUGGCCAAAGAAGGUGAGAGAAAUUCAUAUCGCUUAAGCUGGAGCCCUGACAACCUGGACAAUGUCACUCUUUCUGCUAGCCCCGUUCAUUCUGGCUGCCUGUCUUCAAAAAAGGAUAUUGGAUCACUGCUAACAAGCCACUCAUCUCCAUGUUUUGACCAUGACAACAGCAGUUUCCUCGUGAGUUUUAUGGUGGAUGCUCGAGGUGGUGCUAUGCGGGGUUGCAGACACAAUGGACUUCGAAUAAUUAUUCCACCCCGGAAGUGCACUGCUCCAACACGAGUUACCUGCCGGUUGGUCAAACGUCAUAGACUGGCCACAAUGCCUCCAAUGGUGGAAGGAGAAGGUCUGGCUAGCCGUUUAAUUGAAGUUGGGCCUUCUGGUGCUCAGUUUCUUGGUAAACUUCACCUGCCUACGGCUCCUCCCCCACUUAAUGAGGGAGAAAGUUUGGUCAGCCGAAUCCUUCAGCUGGGGCCUCCAGGGACCAAAUUUCUUGGGCCUGUGAUUGUCGAGAUUCCUCACUUUGCGGCUCUACGUGGUAAAGAAAGGGAGCUGGUGAUCCUGCGCAGUGAGAAUGGAGACAACUGGAAGGAGCAUUUCUGUGAAUUUACAGAGGAUGAGCUGAAUGAAAUCCUAAAUGGGAUGGAUGAAGUCCUUGACACACCAGAGGAGCUGGAGAAGAAACGUAUUUGUCGUAUCAUCACUCGGGACUUCCCACAGUACUUUGCAGUGGUGUCCCGGGUCAAACAAGACAGUAACCUCAUUGGACCCGAGGGCGGUGUGCUAAGCAGUACAGUAGUACCUCAAGUACAGGCUGUCUUUCCAGAAGGAGCACUAACCAAGCGAAUUCGUGUUGGUCUUCAGGCUCAACCUAUGCACAAUGAGCUUGUAAAGAAGAUUUUAGGCAACAAAGCCACAUUCAGCCCUAUUGUCACAUUGGAACCCAGGAGAAGAAAAUUCCAUAAACCAAUAACAAUGACUAUCCCUGUUCCUAAAGCCUCUAGUGAUCUGAUGAUUAAUGGAUAUGGGGGUGAUACACCUACUCUAAGACUACUAUGCAGCAUAACAGGCGGAACAACACCUGCUCAGUGGGAAGACAUCACAGGAACAACACCAUUAACUUUUGUCAAUGAAUGUGUUUCCUUCACCACAAACGUAUCUGCCAGGUUUUGGUUGAUAGACUGUCGACAGAUACAGGAAUCUGUUACGUUUGCUUCCCAAGUAUACAGAGAGAUUAUCUGUGUGCCCUACAUGGCCAAAUUUGUAGUGUUUGCCAAAUCACAUGAUCCUAUAGAAGCCCGAUUAAGAUGUUUCUGCAUGACGGAUGAUAAAGUGGAUAAAACGCUAGAACAGCAAGAAAACUUUGCUGAAGUUGCCCGAAGCAGAGAUGUAGAGGUAUUAGAAGGAAAGCCCAUCUACGUGGACUGCUUUGGGAAUCUAGUACCACUAACAAAGAGUGGCCAACAUCACAUAUUCAGUUUUUAUGCCUUCAAAGAAAAUAGACUUCCAUUGUUUGUCAAGGUCCGAGACACAACACAAGAACCUUGUGGGCGCUUGUCAUUUAUGAAGGAGCCGAAAUCUUCUAGAGGCCUCGUACAUCAAGCCAUCUGCAAUCUGAAUAUCACAUUGCCAAAUCACACAAAGGAAUCAGAAUCAGAUCAAGAACAGGAAGAAGAGACUGACAUGACAUCAGAAAAACAUGAUGAUGAAACAGAAUCUACAGAAACAUCUGUCCUGAAAAGUCACCUUGUCAAUGAAGUCCCUGUCCUAGCCAGCUCAGACUUGCUAUCCGAAGUCUCUGAGAUGAAACAAGAUUUGAUUAAAAUGACUGCCAUCUUGACCACAGACUCAGCUGAAAAGUCAGGCUCCAUUAAGGUGAAGGACCUUGUGAAAGCUGCCGAUGAAGAGCCUGGAGAACCAUUUGAGAUUGUGGAAAGAGUUAAGGAGGAUUUGGAAAAAGUGAACGAAAUCCUGAGAAGUGGAAGCUGUCCAAAAGAAGGGCCAGUUCUUCAAAGAUCCAGUUCUGAGAAAGAGCUGGUGGAAGAAGAAUGGGUCCUUGUAAGUGAUGAAGAAAUAGAAGAGGCUAAGCAGAAUGCUCCACUGGAAGUUACCGAGCCUGUUUGCACAGAAACUAGAAUAGGCAAAGGGAAAACAGAGAAAGAAAAGACAGACAUGGCGGGAAUGAUCGAUCAUCUCAGCCAAGAUCUAAAAGAUUACAUGUCGCUUAAUGAAAUGCAGCCUCAGACAUUACAGGAAGACAUAGUAGAAGAGAGAUUUGAAGCUGUGGUUUUAAGCAGGGGCUCUGAAAAAAGUGGGGGAAGCCAAGAGAAGAAGCAAGUCCAGCAAAAGCCUACCUUGGAAAUUAAAAAACCAGUUAGGAAGAAAUUAAAAGAUAAACAAAAGCCAAAGGAUGAAGAAACCAAAGGAAAGAAAGAACAUUCGGGACUAACAAAGUUCAGCUCAGAUGAGUCUUUAGAUGAAGAGGUAGGGUUAGCACCUGCAGAGCCUUCUAAGGCAACAGCUGUGUCUCCUGUUAUAGAAGAAACUCCUAUUGGCUCAAUCAAAGAUAAAGUGAAAGCCCUUCAGAAGAGAGUGGAAGAUGAGCAGAAAGGGCGUUCAAAAUUGCCUGUUCGCACCCCAGGAAAAGAAGGGGCAACCGAGAAGUCUGUUGCAAAGCUAUCACAGCCUAAAAAAAUUAUUUACAAAGCGAAACCCCCAUCUUCUCCCUCUGCCUCAAAAACGCCAGCUUCCCCCUCUGCCUCAAAAAUACCAGCUUCCCCCUCUGCCUCAAAGACUGCAGCUUCCUCGCCUGCCUCAAAGAUUCCCGCUUCCACCUCUGCCUCAAAGACUGCAGCUUCCCCCUCUGCUUCCAAACUCUCCUCUCCCUCUACUAAGAAGCCAGCUGUUUCUCCCACAACUAAGAAGCCAGCUGUUUCUCCCACAUCUAAAAAGCCACCCAUUUCUCCCACAUCUAAAAAGCCACCUGUUUCACCCACAACCAAGAAGCCGCCGGUUUCACCUUCUUCUAAAACAGAGAGACUUGAAGAAACUAUGUCUGUUCGUGAACUGAUGAAAGCCUUCCAGUCAGGUCAAGAUCCAUCAAAGCAUAAGGCUGGACUUUUUGAGCAUAAAUCUACGAAACAGAAACAGCAGGUCUCUGAGAAAGAGCCGGCUAAGAAAGGAGCUGCUCAGACAGACACUGAAAAGAAGCCGACAAUGACACAAAGAGACACACACAAAAAAGAUAGUCCAAAAGGUAAAAAGAGCCAGGAACCUCAGGCAGAGGCAGGCUUGCAGUCUAAGAAAGAGGCACAGGGCGCUCUGAAGAAAGAUUUAGCCAUGCAGCAGGCAAAGCAGCAGAGUAGCAAAACUGCAGAAAAAGAUUUUCCAGCAACUGAUGAUGAAAAUGCAAAGGGUGUGACCCUGACAUUUGAUGACCAAGGGGAUACUGACCUUCAAAUCAGCCCAGACAGAAAGACGUCCACAGAUUUUUCUGAUGUCAUAAAGGAAGAGCUUGAGGAGAAUGAUAAAUACCAACAGUUCCGGCACAUUUCAAUUACCGAGGAAGGUGAGCUUCACUUAGAUCAAGUACUGACCAGUCCAUUCAAUGUUACAUUUCCAUCAGAAUAUGUGAAAGAUGGUUUUUUGCCCGCUCUCUCCUUGCAAAGUGGUGCUCUGGAUGGCAGCUCAGAAAGCCUUAAACAUGAAGGCAUAGCAGAUUCUCCAAUUGGUAGCCUGCUCGAUGGGACCCCUCAGGUCAGCUCUGAGGAAAGUUAUAAGCAUGAGGGAUUGGCCGAAACUCCAGAAACGAGCCCCGAGAGCCUCUCUUUUUCACCAAAGAAAACAGAAACUGCUGACCAGAUGGAAGAAACAGAAUUAGCCAGUACAGUACAGAGAACAGCAGAGGCACAUUCACCAAAGGGACUUUCUCCGACAAAAAGUGAAAGGACUGUUGCUGACAAAGACAUAAAAGUUAUAAUCGGCUCAGAGUCCCUCUCUCCUCGUUUGUCAGAAGUAGAAGAAGUUACAAGCUCCAAAGAAGAGAUAGGCAAAUGUACAGAUUCUAGCUCAACAUUGAUUGAUAAAGAUGCUAUCAGGGAUGAGUUAUCUAUGGCUACUGAGCAAGGACAUUUAACUAAGUUAUCUGAAGUGCAUGAUACUAUUUUAGAGAAUGAGGAUCAGGCAUCUUUUGAGCACCAUGCCAUUAGUAGAGGACUGGAGCUUUCACUUCCUAGCCAAGACAGUGAAGGUCUUAGCCCAGUUGCAGAUGAAUCCUUAGCUAUAAGCCAUAAAGAUUCAUUAGAAGCAAGCCCAGUACUGGAAGAUAAUUCCUCCCGUAAAACACCCGAUUCCCUUGAGCCUAGUCCUACCAAAGAAUCCCCCUGCCGUGAUUCUCUUGAAAGCAGCCCUGUAGAACAGAAAACAAAGACUGGUUUCCCUCCAGGACCUGGUCCCACGCAGGCUGCCUUUGCCAAAGCAGAAAACUUCCCAGAGCUGACACCUGUGCGAUCUAGACUUUUACGUGACCCUGAUGGCAGUGCUGAAGACGACAGUUUAGAGCAAACCUCUCUUAUGGAAAGCUCAGGGAAAAGCCCUCUUUCACCCGAGACUCCCAGCUCCGAAGAAAUUAGCUAUGAAAUCACACCCAAGACAACAGAUUUGCAGAUGCUCUCAAACAUACCCAAGUCAGCUGUGAUUCCUGAAGUCAACGAAGAGCCGGAAGAUGACCCCGAAGGUGAGCCGACGAGGAGGUUCACACCAGAAGAAGAGAUGUUUAAAAUGGUGACUAAAGUUAAAAUGUUUGAUGAGCUGGAACAGGAAGCAAAGCAGAAGCGGGACUAUAGAAGGGACCCCAAGCAAGAAGAUGCUACUUCAGCUUCUGAUUUGGAAGCUGCGUCUGAACUUGAAUUUGCACCCUCAACGCCUGUAGAAGAUGAUGGAAUACCUACUGUGCACACUUCUGCAGCUGAAUCUAGAAAGACUUCUUCCUCUUCAGAAAGUGAGCCAGAAUUAACAAAGCUGAAAAAGGAAGCUGACUCUGGGCUGCUGAUGGAGCCUGUAAUUAGGGUGCAGCCUCCUUCAACUCAUCUAUGUCAUAGGGAUUCCAGUUCUAGUCCUGAAGAAACAGGGUUUCAGCCUAUUGAAUCCAAGGAGCAUGCAUUUGGUACUGAAGAGGAUAACACAGAAUCAGAUAAGCCAACAGAGGAAACCAAAAUGUCUGGUGAUACCUCUCUUGCCUCAGAUACUAGCAUCAUAGCACAGGCUAGCGAGUCCAAGUGCUACAGCACUGAUGAGAGUGACACUGCUAGCCCUAAUGGCCCCAUGAUGCAGCCUGAGGAGGCGUUCUACCAUUCUGUGGGUGAUGACGCCCCCCAAAUAGCUGAGUUAUAUGAAACCUCAGCGGCGUCACACAACCAGGAUGAUUCUGAGAAAGAUGGUGGAGCAUCUGAGGAGGUACCACACAGAGACAUGGUUGCUAUGGGAACCAGAGGGGGCUCCUGUACCCCUGGCUCCUCUCAUUGCUGUAUAUCCCCAAAUGAUGAAUUGGCAACUGCUGUUUCACCUGUUCCCUCCCCUUGGGGAAGUGAUUUGGCUGAAACUGACAACAUUGUUGAGAUGGCACAAAGGGAUUUUUGUAGUGUAGAGCACUCGGCAGACCAUUUACCUCAAACAACCCAAAAGGGUGACCUUGAAAGGAAUGCAGAUGAUAUUGAUGAAAGCAGUGCUCUGCCUAUAACAAGCCCUUAUGAAAAUGUCCCUUCACAGCACUUUUUUACUAGCACUGAAAUUAGUUCAGGAACUGGUUUAAGGAUGACAACAGAACAGUCAUCUGGGGUUCAUCAUUCUACUGAGGUAGAAACUACCUUCAAUGAGGAAAUUGCACUGACCAGUUCCCUUUGCACACCAGCAUCUGUAGGUUCUGAGGUUCAGACCUCAGAAGAUAUCUAUAUGGAGUUAGAAUCGAAACACGUGGACAUCUUUCAGAAACAAUCAACUUCAACACCAGAGGCCACAUCACUAGAUGAAGCUGCUCUACAAGAUAUCAGAGAUGAAGCUGAGAAAAUAAUCAACCAAGUGAUCAUAACCAGGACAGAUGUGGAUUCUGACAAGUGGAGUCAAAUACGUGAAGAUGAUGAUGCUUUUGAGGCUCGGGUGAAAGAGGAAGAACAAAGGAUAUUUGGCUUAAUAGUAGACAGGAGGUCACAAGGCACCACACCUGACACGACACCAGCCAGGACUCCUACAGAAGAAGGGACGCCUACCAGUGAACAAAACCCCUUUCUUUUCCAGGAAGGGAAAUUGUUUGAAAUGACGAGGAGUGGUGCCAUUGACAUGACCAAGAGGAAUUAUUCUGAUGAAAACUUACACUUUUUCCAAAUGGGAGAGCAGUCUCAGGAAGAUGUGUCCUUAUCUGAAGAAAUGAGAGAAGCUGAAGGCCUGGAAUCUCUCCAGCAGGAGCAAUCCCCAGUUCCAUUUGCAUCUUCUGAACUAGAUGAAGCAGAGAUGCCUAUAAAAGGCUCACUCACAUCUGUAUCAGAGGAUGAGGCCAGUGGUUUCUACACCACAAAAGGGGAUAUUAAAUCUAGAAUCCCUAUUAAAAUGGGCAUUUCAGCCUCUUCAAAGUCACCAAAGAAAGAAACUGCUGCUUCUGAUGAUGAUGACUUCUUCCUUAGAGCUGAUACUGAAGACAUGUUUGACAGCUCCCAGGUGCCUUGCCCUGUCUCUCCCGAGCAGACUGUGAUUGAUGUACAGUUAGAUUUUUCAACAGUCACUAGGUCGGUGUAUGCUGAGCAGGAAGAUGAUUCCCCAGACUCCUCACCAGAGGAGCAGAAAUCUGUGAUUGAAAUCCCUACCGCCAUCAUGGAAUGUGUGCCUUCUGAAAGCAAAUCCAAAAUUCCCAUUAGGACAACUCCCGCUGCAUCCCACUCAUUGCAACAAUCAGAGCUUGAGAGCCUUCCUUCAGAUAGCUUUGUUGAGGCCCUAGAGGAAUCGGAGGAUGACCCAUCCAAACCAAAGUCUAAGAUUCCAGUCAAAGCAGUUUUCCAAAGAGUUGAACAAGAGUGUUUGUAUACAGAGACAUCUGUCUGGAAGCCAGAGUCAGCUAAAGCUCCUGACAAAACAUGCAAGCUCCCUGCGAAACAAGACAUCAGGAGCAAAUCUGAAUCUGAUGAAAGUGCCUCCGUGGACUCAAAGGCUAAGCGUUCAGUCAAAGCUAGAAGCUAUGCUGAGGCCGAAGCAGAGACCAGAGAGAGGGUGGGUGAGAUGAAGCUUGAGGUAGAAUCAGACGAGCAGACGACUUCACGACCAAAGAUAUUUCCUUCGCGGUUGCCCGUUAAGAACAGAAGCGCCUCAGCUUCCCGCAGUGCUGUUAGUCCCACUAAAGAAAGUAAGGAAUAUUUUUUUGACCUUUACAAAAACUCCAUAGAGUUCUUUGAAGAGAUUAGCGAUGAAGCUUCCAAAUUAGUGGAUAGACUUACUCAGUCAGAGAAAGAACAAGAAUUAGUUUCAGAUGAUGAAAGUAGUAGCGCCCUAGAAGUUUCAGUUAUUGAAAAUGUGCCAUCCAUUGAGACCCAGCAGUCAGUUGCCGAGGACAUCUUUGACACCAGGCCCAUUUGGGAUGAGUCUAUUGAGACUCUGAUUGAGCGUAUUCCUGAUGAAAAUGUCCCUGACCAUGUUGAAGAUCAACAGGAUGAUCAAGAAAGGAUAGAGGAAAGACUCGCACAUAUCGCUGAUCACCUUGGAUUCAGCUGGACAGAGCUAGCAAGAGAACUGGAUUUCACAGAGGAACAAAUUCAUCAGAUCCGAAUUGAGAAUCCUAAUUCACUGCAGGACCAGAGUCACGCACUGCUGAAAUAUUGGCUGGAACGUGAUGGGAGACAUGCUACUGAUUCAAGCCUUACUGAGUGUCUUACAAAAAUAAAUCGCAUGGAUAUUGUUCAUCUCAUGGAGAACACUAUGGAAACAUCCCGAGACCAUAAUCGCACCUAUGCAGAAAUUGAACAGACAAUAGGACUGGAUCAUAGUGAAGGUUUUUCUGCACUCCGUGAAGAUCUGUACAGCACAAGAGAUAAGAAGGAGGAAGAGCAUUCUUUUUCUAAAGACAGUGAGCCAUCAGAUCACCCUCCCCUUGUCUCUGAGGAAGACAUUUCUGUGAGUUACUCACCCUUGCAUGACGGCACACCCAGAGGUGAGGCGGAACUAUCCAUUACAGAACUCCUACGACAAGCACACAAGGAGCGAGUAGAAGCUGAAUUCUCAGGGAAAUCUCAUGCGCUGCCAGAAGAUUCAUCUACUACACAAGAAUACUUUGUCACAACGUCUGGAGCAACACAGGCACCAAAAGGAGAAAAAGCAACAACAAGCAUUCCCAGUGAAAAGUCUGAGGGCUCCACUGCAGGCUCUGAGGAUCUUGAAAGGCCAUACCUCCAUACCCCAACAUCUAGUGAACGAACGGAUUCACCCAUUGUGCAAGAACCUGAAGACCACCAAGAAGAUCUUUAUCCAAGGAAAAAUAGCCUGGUGAUUGUGGAAUCAAUUGAUGAACACCCAGAAGAGUCAGAAAGAUAUGAAGAAGAGUUGCUGGAAAAGGAGCUAGCAGAGGAAUUAGGUGAGCUGGAGGCCAGCUCAGAUGAGGAAGAGAUGGUAACUACCAGGGUCGUUCGCCGCCGGGUGAUUAUUCAGUCGGAUGAUAUGCCUGAAAUGCCACCAGAAGCUGUAACAGAGGAGCAGUACACAGAUGAACAUGGCCAUAUUGUGGUGAAGAAGGUCACUAGAAAAAUCAUCAGGCGAUUCACUUUACCAGAUGGCACAGAAAAGGAAGAAGUUGUGAUGCAAGGAGAACCUCAGGAGCCUGUUAAGGUGGAAGAGGGAGAUGGAUAUUCCAAGGUCAUAAAGCGAGUUGUGCUGAAGAGUGACAGUGAGCAAUCAGAGGUGACCUUUUCUGAGCCAAGUGUACUGAGUGCCUCAGAAUUUCAGUCUGAACCAGUGGAAGGCCGCAAGGUCAGCAAAGUUGUGAAGACUACGGUUGUACAUGGGGAGCGAAUGGAGAAGCACCAUGGAGAUGCUAGCUUAGCAACUGAUCUUCCCUCAGCCAAAGAUGACUUUGAAGAGGCCCUGAACUAUGCAGGUAACAAAAUGAAAAUUGAAGUCCCUCCUUUAGUAGAGAAAGAGGUCAUGAAAGAGGAUGGCUCAGUUAUUAAAAGGACAACAAUGAGUAAAGCCAGUACCCAGAAGAGGACUGUGGUUAAGGACCAGUAUGGAAACCGUAUUCAUGUGGAACUGCUGGAGGACACACCAGAAGCACUACCCCGGGAUGACCUUCAGCAUGACCUCCAGCAACUACUGAGACAUUUCUGCAAAGAUGAGUGGAAGAGAGAGGCCAAAUGAGAUGCUGCUAAAAUCUCACCCACAGACCAACACACAUAUCCAUUCAAUAUCCAGAAUUCACUUUCUUCUUUUGCUGUAGGUGACAUAACAUAAUCACUAGAGGACACUAACAUUUCAACUUGGCAUAUAGUGUAGGGUUGGUUUUCUUUUCUUUUCAAAUAUCUGUAAGAUAAUUUGUGACCAAAGAUAGCAUCCUUCAUUUGGGAUGGUUUGUCUACUAAAAGUCAUUGACUUUGUGCUAUACUGGAAACCUGUCAAGAUUGCCAUCUUUGUUGUUCCUUUGCUUCUGCAUCCGAUCAGUAAAAACAUAGCUUCUUCCACAGGCCUCUUCAAAUCACAAUGUAUGUGCAUAUUUUUUUUAAAAAAAAGGGAUGCUAACAUUAACAUGUAAAUAGCUAAAGUGCUUGGACUCACAAGACUGAAAGAAAGAAACACUGCCUUUCAUGACUACUUUUAGGAUCGAGAACUACACGGUCUGUUGAAACUGUUGAAGAGCGAUUAAUUACUCUUCCAUUGAAUAUACAACAUGGAUCUACUGAGAAGGAAGCAUGCCAGGCCUCCCAUGUUUAUAGGACUUCCAGUUUGGUGAUCUCCUUGACUUGAAAGUUUCUGAGAGUCAGGCCGAAACCUCAAACUCCAGCUGUUGCCAGCUGACUGCAGCCCCCCCCCUGCUUUAUGACUCCUGGGAAGCCACCUAAAGAUUUCCUGAAGAAAAAUAAAUACCCAGUUAGGUAUAACUUGCUAGCAGCUAUAUCUGUGGCACAUUUGCAUACUGUAUUCAAAUCUUUUAAGACUGGAACAAGAGGCAAAGUGCAUUACAAAAAAAAAAAGCUCUAAAUCCUGCAAUUUCCUGUUUCCAUCACUGCUUUAGCAAACCACACUGUCUUAUUGGUGGUUAUUCCUGCUGGCCACUGCACUGUAGAUAACUUGAUAAGGGGAAAAAAAUCCUUUCCCACUCUUGAGAAGGGUUACUCUAAAUUUAUCACAUUCUAUCAAGACUGUCUCUUAACCUGGCACAUGCAUGUGGCAUUGGAAAUACAAACUCAACUCUCUUGUAACCAUGUAACAGCUUAUCUCUCUCAGCACUGAGUGAGCGGAGCUUAACCUUCCAUUUGAGAUUGUUCUUCAGAGAUUUGCUUAUGGAGGGAUAUGAAUCCAUUGGGCAUUUGUUUUUUUGUCGUCGUUUUAUUUAUAUUUCUUAACCAACUUCCAGGAAUCAUCAUGUAAAUGUCUGCACUUUGAUUUUUCCAAGAAGGGCAUAUGCGACUCUGGAAUUAUUCUGUGGUCUGUACCUAAUUCUAAUAGUGGUCUGGAGCUCUGUUGCAUUUUAACAUAUAUAUGUAAUUAUAUAUAUUAUAUAUAUACAUAUAAAAUGAUAUACAUUUUGAAUCAGUUAUUUGAUAAAGACAAAGUAUAUUCAACAAGGAUGAGUCAAGUCCUUCAAGGUUGAUAUUUUUCAAAACCUAGCCAGAUUUUCCUUCUUGUAAAAAAAUAAUAAUAAUCGACUCAGUGCUCAGAAUACCGAAAAUAAAUGUUACAAAUGACACCUCCUCAUUUAACAAACCAUGUGGAGAGAAAGGAAAUGUUUUAGGGGGUUUGGCUGCCUGCUAAGAAAGCUACCCAAAGUGUCAUUCUAGCAUUUUUUUUUUUGGUUGGCAAGCACUUGUGACUGCCAAAAUGGAAGGAGACCCAUUUCAGGACACACAAUAGCUCAUUUCUCAUUGUCAAGAACAUCACUGGUUGACCUUCAAGACUGGGGCUCUAAAAGAAACGCAUUUCUGUUGUGUACUUUGCGGUGCAGAUGGUGUUCUGUGUAACAGCAUAAUGGCUAUUCUCCUUUAUCGGUUUUGAUUUUUUGCUGUGUUAUCAGAGAACUUGAAUACUGUGAGAAGAAGUGAUUUUAAGUUGAUGAGUCAGCAUCUUGUUCCCAUGGUGAUAACACUAACUGAAUAUAUCUAUGAGGGCAUGUAUUAGUUAAAAAGAUUUUUAAAAAGACAAAACAAAACAACAACACUAACAAUACAUAGCUGCAACGUGUACAAUGGCUGAUUUAAUUAAAUAAAAAUGUACAAGUGUUAAAUGUA
Molecule: messenger RNA, 17333 nt
Organism: Zootoca vivipara (common lizard)
Lineage: Eukaryota; Metazoa; Chordata; Lepidosauria; Squamata; Lacertidae
Source: RefSeq, a predicted model, not a curated record